UGCUGCCUCCACACAGAUCUCGAGUCACCGCCGCCUCUGGCUAUGGAAGUGGCGCCCGAACAGCCGCGCUGGAUGGCGCACCCCGCGGUGCUCAAUGCGCAGCACCCCGACUCGCACCACCCGGGCCUGGCACACAACUACAUGGAGCCCGCGCAGCUGCUGCCGCCCGACGAGGUGGAUGUCUUCUUCAACCAUCUCGACUCGCAGGGCAACCCCUACUACGCCAACCCGGCCCACGCGCGGGCACGGGUCUCUUACAGCCCCGCGCACGCUCGCCUGACGGGAAGCCAGAUGUGCCGACCACACUUGUUGCACAGCCCUGGGUUGCCUUGGCUGGAUGGGGGCAAAGCGGCCCUCUCUGCUGCCGCAGCUCACCACCACAAUCCCUGGACCGUGAGCCCCUUCUCCAAGACGCCACUGCACCCCUCAGCUGCUGGAGGCCCUGGAGGCCCUCUCUCUGUGUAUGCAGGGGCAGGCGGUGGGAGUGGAGGAGGCAGUGGGAGCUCAGUGGCCUCCCUCACACCCACGGCAGCCCACUCAGGCUCCCAUCUCUUUGGAUUCCCACCCACACCACCCAAAGAAGUUUCUCCUGACCCCAGCACCACAGGCGCUGCCUCCCCAGCCUCGUCCUCUGCAGGGGGCAGUGCAGCUCGGGGAGAGGACAAGGAUGGCAUCAAGUACCAGGUGUCACUAACUGAGAGCAUGAAGAUGGAAAGCAGCAGUCCCCUUCGUCCAGGCCUCGCAGCCAUGGGCACCCAGCCUGCCACACACCACCCCAUCCCCACCUACCCCUCCUAUGUACCAGCCACUGCCCAUGACUACAGCAGCGGACUCUUCCACCCUGGAGGCUUCUUGGGUGGCCCUGCCUCCAGCUUCACUCCUAAGCAGCGCAGCAAGGCACGCUCCUGUUCAGAAGGCCGGGAGUGUGUCAACUGUGGGGCCACAGCCACCCCUCUCUGGCGGCGAGAUGGCACUGGCCACUACCUGUGCAACGCUUGUGGGCUCUACCACAAGAUGAAUGGGCAGAAUCGGCCACUCAUCAAGCCUAAGCGGAGACUGUCGGCUGCCAGGAGAGCAGGCACCUGUUGUGCAAAUUGUCAGACAACAACCACCACCUUAUGGCGCCGAAAUGCAAACGGAGACCCGGUCUGCAACGCCUGUGGCCUCUACUACAAGCUGCACAACGUUAACAGGCCGCUGACCAUGAAGAAGGAAGGAAUCCAGACACGGAACCGGAAAAUGUCCAACAAAUCCAAGAAGAGCAAGAAGGGGGCUGAGUGCUUUGAGGAGCUAUCUAAGUGUAUGCAGGAGAAGUCAUCCCCCUUCAGCGCGGCUGCUCUGGCUGGACACAUGGCACCUGUGGGUCACCUCCCACCCUUCAGCCACUCUGGACACAUCUUGCCCACGCCGACACCCAUCCACCCCUCUUCCAGCCUCUCCUUUGGCCACCCCCACCCUUCCAGCAUGGUGACCGCCAUGGGCUAG
Molecule: messenger RNA, 1485 nt
Organism: Orycteropus afer afer
Lineage: Eukaryota; Metazoa; Chordata; Mammalia; Tubulidentata; Orycteropodidae
Gene: GATA2
Product: GATA binding protein 2
Biological process (GO): positive regulation of angiogenesis; cell fate commitment; positive regulation of miRNA transcription
Cellular component (GO): nucleus
Molecular function (GO): RNA polymerase II cis-regulatory region sequence-specific DNA binding; zinc ion binding; DNA-binding transcription factor activity, RNA polymerase II-specific
Source: RefSeq, a predicted model, not a curated record